Molecule: messenger RNA, 4524 nt
Organism: Cephus cinctus (wheat stem sawfly)
Lineage: Eukaryota; Metazoa; Arthropoda; Insecta; Hymenoptera; Cephidae
Product: RNA-binding protein 5
Exons: 8
Coding region: 433-3219 (928 amino acids)
Biological process (GO): mRNA splicing, via spliceosome
Cellular component (GO): nucleus
Molecular function (GO): RNA binding
Source: RefSeq, a predicted model, not a curated record
ACUGAAUUCGUGAUAUAUACAAAUUCAAAUAGCAUAUCACAUCUAGGAGAACCAAUUUAAAAUAUCAUGUAUUAAUAUUAUCCAUGUGUGGUGAUGUAACUAAAAAUUGCCUAUAUAAAUGUGAAAAGCGUCAUUUAUAACACGGCGGAAUCAGCACCAUCUAUGAGAAAUCUGUCGUGAAAUGCCUUGUAGAUUUUUGGUGAAACGUCGACCCCCACCAAGUCGCCAUAUUUUACCGAACGAACAAGGAGUUCUAACCACGCCAUUGUGCACAAUAGCAAGUUUUGGACAGUCUUAAGGAUAUUCCGUGAUAUUGAAGUGAAUUAGGCUAUUCAGGAGAGUGCACUUAUUUUGGAACAACUGUUUAACGUGAAAUUGAUUUGGCGAGUGAUCCGAAGCACAUCGUACGUUCGCGAGGGUUACAACAAAUGCAUGGAUACCAUGUACAACAGCAACAUUGAUCCUUGGGAACCAGGCUAUGGUCCUGAAAGAAGAGGUCAUGGUUCAGACUAUGGUGACUAUCGCAAUGAGUAUGGAAGCAAUCGUUCUCCAGAAUAUGUAGAGCACCGUGAUACUGAUCAUCGUGAAAGAGAACAUCGCAGUCCAGACUACAGGAACCAUCGUGGGAGAGAAAGGGAUCGUGAAAGGGAUCGUUCCAGAGAAAGAAGAGAACGGAGUCGGGAAGACAGAGAUCGAAGUUAUAGAGACAGAGAGGAUCGUUAUGGGAGACAAAGAGAUAGAGAUUCUGUAGAAAGAGAUCGAGAACGUGAUCGUGAUCGUGAAAGAGAUAGAGAUCGAUCCCGAAGGGAUAGAGAUCGAGACAGAGAUAGAGAUAGAGACCGUAGAGGAAAAAGAGAUGAUAGAGAUCGUGAUCGAGACGAUGAUCAUAGCCGAGAAAGCAUAGAUUUUGAGCACGACCAUGGUCGCAAUUAUGGUUCGUCCAUGGAAGGAGUCCACUACAAGUCUCAGUCUCCGAACAACACCAUAAUGAUUCGUGGGCUCGCCCAGCAUAUCACUGAAAACGACGUGCGGCAAGACAUCCUCAACUGUGGUCUCAUGCCAAAGGACAUCAGGCUGAUUCGAAAGAAAGACACAGGUGCUUCGCGAGGUUUUGCAUUCGUCGAGUUUAACGCGACUCAGGAGGCCGCACGGUGGAUGGAGAUGAAACAGGGCGUACUGAUGCUACAGGACCAAUAUCGUGCCCUCAUGCAGUACAGUAUACCAAAGGAUUGUCACGUGGAUAAGCCACCGGCAAAAAACACACAAGACUGGCACUGUGUCAAGUGCGGAGCUCAUAAUUUCAAACGACGAGAAACCUGCUUCAAGUGUUCAGCAUCGCGAGCUGAAAGUGAAGAAGGUGGUGAGGGAAGUGACGAGAUCAGCCCUCAUCCAACAAAUACAGUCCUCCUAAGAGGGCUUGAUGUUUUAACAACAGAAGACUCUGUCCUUCAGGCGAUGAAGAACCUGUCGUCAAUGCCAAUACGCAGUAUCCGCAUAGGAAGAGACACCCUGACCAACACAUCACGUGGAGUUUGCUACUUGGAGAUGGGUAAUGUAGUGGACGCGAUGUACUUGCAUACCGCUCUGACCAAGCAGGGCUUAGUCGUCGAUGGCCGAAAGGUCGAGAUAACCUAUUGUAAGCUUCACCAAGUUAACAACACUGGCACGUGGAAGUCAAACGAGAAUCAAGCUCAGCGGUAUACGCUGGACGACGUGGCGCAAUUGGCUGAAUAUAGCGCAAAUAUGUACGCGAAAACGCCUGCGCAAAAGGCUCACUAUCUUCAGUAUUACACGCAAUACUACCAGAAUCAAAUAAUGCAGGGCUCUGCUAUCACCCUGCCGUCCUUAAAUCAAACCGAUAGAGUGAAUGCAGCUGCAGCUGUAGCGCAGUCUGCUAUACAGCAACUGCAAGCAUCGAGAAAGCUUGGCGAUGCUGAGGAAAUGAAAGGUAGGCCAACCCCUACGGCACCAACCAGCACCACUUUGGCCAGUGGAAGAGUCCCGGCACAUGCCAAUGAUGGCAAAGUUUAUUCUGUGCCUGAUGUCAGCACCUAUAACUACGACGAGUCGUCGGGUUACUACUAUGACCCUAGUACUGGAUUAUAUUAUGAUCCGAACUCACAAUAUUAUUACAACAGUCAUACACAGCAGUUCCUGUACUGGGACUCAGAAUCUUUAUCCUAUCAACCAGCCAAGACUAGUCCCAAUGCAACGCAACCUUCGGGGAUUGCUGGUAAUUCCACUACAGUUACUGCCACUGCGAGUAUCGACAGUGGCCAACAAUCUGCUAGUCGUCAAAAUCCAUCUUCCUCCUCGUUGAGUAACGUUGCUCAAGAUCCGUUGAAAGAAGACGAGAGCAAGAAGAAAGAUAGCAAGCAGGAUAAGGUAAAGGUAGCUAAGAAAAUAGCCAAGGACAUGGAACGAUGGGCUAAGACAUUGAAUCAGAAGAAAGAGAAUGCAAAAAGCAACUGGAACUCUGAGUUUGCGGGUGUCGACGGUCAUCAAGGAAGCGGAAGUGGCGCUGCUGACGCAGGAUACGCCAUAUUGGAAAAGAAAAAUCUAGCCAACGUGUAUCUCGAGGAUGAGGACCCAAGCGGUAGUAAUGGUUUGGUAGCAGCAUACGGUGGUGGUAGCGACACCGACGAGGAAAUCGAGGAUGUCCAGCAAGAAGACAGACAACAUACAGACUGGAGUAAACUAGCAUGCUUACUAUGUAAACGACAGUUUCCCAGCAAGGAAGCACUGCUACGGCACCAGCAGCUUUCGGAUCUACACAAGCAGAACUUGGAGAAUUGGUACCAAGUGCGAGGAUUGGAUCCUAACGAUCCUCAGCAGAGGAACAACAAGUACAGAGACCGUGCGAAGGAACGUCGUGCCAAGUAUGGUGAGCCUGAACCACCCCAGCCUAACAAAUUAAAAGAAAAAUAUUUAAAAACAAGGGUCGAGGAUAUAUCCGUCUCAUACGAGGAACCAACCAGGGCCGGCAUCGGUUCUGACAACGUUGGCAACAAACUCCUGCAAAAAAUGGGCUGGAGCGAAGGAAUGGGCUUAGGAAAAUCGAACCAAGGUAGGACGAGUAUCAUUGAGGCGGAAAGGCGGGUUCCUACAGCUGGACUCGGUGCGAAAUCUGCGUCUUACAGCGCACUACCCGGAGACACGUAUAAAGACUGUGUCAAGAAGAUGAUGUAUGCGCGCUACCAGGAACUGAAUGACACGUAAAAUAUGCUAAGUAUGAAUAUGACAAAUUUUAUAUGUAAACAUGUAAUUUGUAAUCAAAGGUCGCAUAGGUAUAUAUAUAUAUAUACAUAUAUAUGUAUGACCAGGUCUGUAGGUAUAUAAACCUCCCGAGUAGCCACGAUUUGUUGGUACGAAGAAAGUCGUAGCCAAUCAAAUUUAGAAUACCUACGUACAAUUCCAUGCAGAUACAGUUUUAUUGCUUUAACGAGAAUACAGAUUUUUUUAAUUCUCUUUAUGCACUUUAAGUCAGGCAGUCUGCGAGGAAUGACGUCAAUGCUCCCCAUUAUUUUAUAUCUUACGCCAGACAUCGAACCGAUGUCAAUAAUACGCACGGUACUGUCAACCGUACCAAAACUUAUCCUCGCAAUGUUUAAAACUCUUUUCGCUUCAUAAUACAGUCCUUUGAGAUACAUUUUUAAUUUUUACUGCGAAUCAAGUUUCACCCAUUUAACCCUUUGAGUGCGGAGCUCUUCAAAUUUUAACGCUUGUCGAACAUACAUGCGUUCGUAGUACUCAAAGGGUAAACGAAUUCCUUACGCAACGGCCCGUAGCGCCUACUGAUCUUGUUCCUGGGCAAGAAUUUAAAUACUCGAAGAAGAAAGAGAAGGAUAUUUGAUGAUUUGACUAUUUUCUACUGGAUUUACAGUGCGCUAAGAUAGCAAAGUUCAGACAAGACAUAAUUUCAAUCAUGAUGAUAAAAUCGGUUCUUAUCAAUGUUGUACGACAUAUGGCGGAACGCAAUGAUCAUGUCGUUAAUUAACAUUAUAAAGUGUAAAAAUAUUUUCUUAUAGCAUCAUCGUCGUCGAGGUGAUGAAAAAUUAAUUUUUGAAAAGGAAUGCAGCAUAUUAAAUCGACAGUGUACAUAGCGUUUCACGCAUUUGUCGAAAUUCUAGAUCACUCGUCAACGCUCGAACCUAAUUUUCAAUCACAGUCAUUACAGUUUCUAUCGAAGAUAGCAGAAUCGCGUUAUAAGGAGCCUCUGCAUAUGAAUUUAUCCUUUAAUGACUUGUAUUUAUUGUGUACGAAAAAUGACAUUGAAUUAUCUGAUGAAUUUCUGAAUUUCUUUAUGAUGUAAUUAUAUCUGAUGCUACACAGUUGUAUUCCUUUUUUUUUUCAUUGAUAUUUUUUUGCGGUAUUUUGAGGUACAUUUAAUAAUAUCGGCUAUACAUACAUGCAUCUCCACAACCAUUCUUACAAUUUAAUAUUAUUUUUUUAAUUCAUCUUGUGAGAUUCAUGUACUCUAACAGUAUAUAUAAUAAAUAUACACGUGGCACAUUGCUUGUAAAA